AUGAGUGAUAGAAUCAAUCAAUUUACAGCUUAUCUAUCACUAAUCCAAAGCCAGGUUAGCAAAUUGCAACAAGACCUAAACUUAAAAGAAGAUUAUAUAUUAUAUCUUGAAAAAGAAAUCUUAAUUCGAGAUGAAGAACUGGACCCAUUACGGACAGAAAUUUCUAACUUAAAAGAAGAUCUAAAAAAGGCACUCCAAAGGUCUGAAAGCCAAGAAAACUAUAUAGGCUAUCUGGAAAAACAACAGUAUUUCCAAAGCCCACUAACAAUAGCACCUACAAUAAAUGGUAUUGUAGACAAUCUUAAUAUAAUUUUUGAUGCUGGAAACAGGUUUGAAGGAUUAGUUCUACAAAUAUAUCCACAGGUGAAUGCUCGCGCAAUUUAUUUAGAAAAUCAGAUAGCAAACUUACGAACCCAGUUAGGCGCACUUCAAAAUGACUAUGAUCUUCUUAAUCAAGCCUAUAGAGCCCACAAGCUUAAUCAUCACUUACUGAAAGCAACUUGCAUAGAUAAAAAGAAGCGCAUAUCAGAAUUACUUCAAGAAAAAUUUGCGUUGCGUCUUGUAAACAAAUGGACUCAGAAGCUUUUGCAAGAUUGCAGAACAAAAAACCAAUCUCAAUAUAAAAAAGCAUUAGAUCAUUUAGACUUUAUUGCGCAAAGAUUAGAAUACCCGGAUGAUGCAUCUCGUGACCCUGAUGCUCUGGACAAUUUCAUUGAAAAAGAAUUAUAUAACAGAUUAGGCUAUAUGAAUUUUAAUAUACAAUCAAAAAAAUUAUACGCCACAAAAAAGCCUACAAAGACCAAGAAAAAAACUGUUACAAGAUAUUGUUCUAUGUGCGGAAAAGCUGGGCAUACAAAAACGAAUUGCCCCAAAGUCUGCAGAGCAGGACACUCCGUAUCUAAAAAAGCUAAACAGAUCAAUAAUAUUUCUCAAUAUGGAUAUAUUAGCCAAAGCCAAUCGAAAGAUGAAAUUGAAUACGAUCAAGAAGAAACUAGCCAAACAGAAAGUGACCAAGAAAAUAGCGAGAUUGAAUCUCAAGAAACUAAUUGCUUUAAUUUAAAAAAAAAAAUAUUUUUAGAAUCGGUUAAAUAUAUAAUAACAAGAUAUAUUCCCCAAUGCCCUAAAGAAGUUUUAACAGAAAUAUAUACAGAUCUUAGUAAAUUGUUUCCUGAAAUGAAAGACUCAUAUUAUUCAUAUCAUUUAAAAAACUAUACAAAAAAAGAAGUAGACAAGGUCUGGGAAAAUAUAAUAAAAAAGUAUCAAGUUAUUUUAGAACCAUUAUUCCAAGCAUGCUCUAGUUCUUCUCACGAGCUCGAGAAGGUAGAGGGGUCUUCCUCUUUAAAUUACGCUAUAAAACAAUAUCAAGAAGCUCAAUUAUAUCGAAAUUGGUUUGACCCAUUAAAAAUAAACUUUUUGCAAAUAAAAGAACCCAAUAAUUAUGCUACUAUUUUAUGUAAAGUAUAUGAUUUAGAAAUACUCCAUGCAUUACUCGAUACAGGUUCAGAUGGGUCACAUAUUUCUGAAAAUAUCACAAACCAUUUUAUAAAAUAUUUUGGGUUAAAAUUAGAUAGAAAAAAGAUUUAUAGACUAACAGGUGCUGUAGGCAAAAAACAAUCUAUUGGAAGCUUUUCUGAUAUACCUGUUACUAUAGGUAUUGAAAAGGAUACCUUAAUAAUUUCAGAUGAGUUUUCAGUUUUACCAACAGAAAAAGAUAAUAAUG
This is a messenger RNA of Ambispora leptoticha, 1720 nucleotides long. NCBI's taxonomy places the organism in Eukaryota, Fungi, Glomeromycota, Glomeromycetes, Archaeosporales, Ambisporaceae. The record is from the annotation of a GenBank genome assembly.